This is a messenger RNA of Parnassius apollo (apollo), 1224 nucleotides long. NCBI's taxonomy places the organism in Eukaryota, Metazoa, Arthropoda, Insecta, Lepidoptera, Papilionidae. The record is from the annotation of a GenBank genome assembly.
AUGGAACAUAGAAGAUUGCGCAAAGGGCCGCUGCCUGGAGGUCGUCAGGGCGCGUCUGGAGCUGGCGCUGGACGCGACAGCAUGCGAACCGCCAGCCGAGCGCGAGGUGCUGCACGACCACCCAGCAGCCCCUCGCAUCCAUUAUCCCCACCAGCUUGCUUGGUGUCGGCAGGGUCUUCGCAGGCCCAGCAAUCGGCACCCGCCACUGGUGGAGUACGCCGCAUGCGAUGGACCAUCAAUAUGAAUUCAAACGCAUUGCGGGCGUAUUUUAGGGCGAAAGGGGGAGAAAUUGGAGGUUUCGCGUAUCGGGCUAGGAUGCAUCGUCUUUUUACUGAGCUGGAGCCAUCUAUUACUGUCACCGAGCAAAACCUGGCAGACCGAGUUCGGUAUAUCUUACGCUCAAAUAUAUUUGAUGGCGCCGAACUCGAACGGCUACGACGUGAGGCUGUUCCCUCAUCAAAUGAAAACGCUACGACUGAGGGUGCGGUGCCACAAGUUGCAGAACAACCCGCACAGGUGGAUGCCGCCGAGAAUACCCCAGUGGUUGCUGAUUCAAAUGAUGAUGGAACAUUCACCCAGGAACUAGAAAUAGAGCAAAUGAGGAGUACAUUGGAAGAGGCGAUUAUGGAAACGCGCAGUACGCCUCUCGAAAAUCGACCGCGACUUCCCCGCAUAGCCCUAAGCAAGCGGAAUCGGGCUGUCGUGAGGGCUCUGAACCCAAUGCUGGUGACCUAUUUGGAAGCCAGCCGGGACCUUUGCGAGACGGACUCAAUUCUCUUUGGCGCCGCGCUGGCAGUCUGCCGUAUUAUAGGCGCCAAGGUUUCCACGGCUGGACGCGCUACUGGCCAAAGUAGCGCUAUCCCAGCAUGGAGAAGAAGAAUUGAGGAACGUAUCGCAAAGGCUAGAGCUCUCAUCGGCAGACUGAUAUGCUUCAGAUCAGGCAACAACAGGCCAAGAAUUGUGCGCACCGUCAGGAUGGCGUUUGCUGGGACAAAUGUCAGUUUGUCCCAGCCGGAUAUAACGCAAAAACUGACGGAGCGCAUAGAUGAUCUGAAGCAGAGAAUCGCUGCUUGGGGAAAGCGGAUUCGGCGAUAUACCGAGAGGUCGACACGGUUCAACCAGAAUCGUCUCUUCCAGAGUGAUCAGAAGAGGCUCUAUGAAUCAUUGGAGCGACCAAUGGUAAGUGGAACGGGCCCGGCACCGAAUCAGGCCGAGCCACUGUAG